CAGGGUAUUCUACGUGUCCAGAACGUUUCCUCUUCUUCCUUGCACAAGAGUUGCGCUUGCGCAGGCCUCGCCGCGCCGCCCCCACGCCGCCGCGCUGCACACCCCCACCCUGUGUCCCUUGGCGCCGCCCCCGCCGCCUUCUUCUCAUCUGGAACCCUACCGCCCCACCGCCUCCUCCAAAUCCCUUCCGCCGCCCGCCAGCACGCACCCCCGUCCGACCCUGCCAACAUGGCGCCGCCGGAUGAUCCCGUGCUCGCCGCUUGCAAGCAAAAGCUGGGCCACUUCAGAAUAAAAGAGUUGAAGGAUGUCCUUCAUCAGCUUGGACUUCCAAAGCAAGGAAAGAAGCAGGAACUAGCAGAAAGAGUUAUGGCAGCAAUGUUGAAUCAGCAAGAUCAAGUCUCCGAAACGAAUGGUUUACCAAAUGCAAACAUGGUUGGAAGAGAAAUGGCGGUGAAAAUAGUGGAGGACGUUUUUAGGAAAAUGCCAGACCCUGCAAGUACUGUUGCAGCCUCAAGAAGCCACAUCGAGUCAGGACACAGUGUUAAACCUAAAAAGAAACCAGAUAAUUCUGCUGAGUUGAAUGCCAAGGUCCGCUGCCCUUGUGGUCACUCCAAGCCCAAUGAUCCCAUGAUUAAGUGUGUUGAUCCACAGUGCAACGUACGGCAACAUGUCGAGUGUGUUGUCAUACCCGAGAAUGAGAAGUCCGCAGGAAAUAUUUCUCCUGACUUACCUUCCUGCUUCUAUUGUGAAAUGUGCCGAAUUAGCAGGGCUGAUCCUUUCUGGGUCACCAUCAACAGUCUGUUACUCCCUGUAUUAAUAGGACCCUGUACCAUAGCAGCAGACGGGUCAUAUACUGUACAGUAUACCGCGAAAAGCUUUCAGCUAUCGAGAGCUAAUAGAGAAAUGCUACAGAAAGCUGAAUAUGAUAUUCAGGUUUGGUGUAUCCUUCUGAAUGACAAAGUACCUUUUAGGAUGCACUGGCCUUUACACUCUGAUAUGCAAGUUAAUGGUAUUCAUGUUAGGGUGGUCAACAGGCAACCCUCACAGAAGUUAGGGGCCAAUGGUAGAGAUGAUGGUCCACUAUUAACAGACUACCUGAGGGAGGGGCCUAACAAGAUUUCUCUGUCGAGAAAUGACUCUCGUACUUUCUGUUUGGGUAUCAGAAUUGCCAAGAGGAGAUCUCUAGAACAGGUCCUAAAUUUGGUGCCAAGUGAACAAGAUGGUGAGAAGUUUGAUGAUGCCCUUGCUCGUGUGCGUCGCUGUGUUGGUGGUGGAACUGAGGCAAACAAUGCAGACAGUGAUAGUGAUAUUGAAGUUGUGGCUGAUUCUGUCUCUGUGAAUCUUCGAUGCCCUAUGACUGCUUCAAGGAUCCAGAUUGCUGGUAGGUUCAAGCCCUGUGCUCAUAUGGGUUGUUUUGAUUUAGAAGCUUUUAUUGAAAUAAAUCAACGUUCUCGGAAGUGGCAAUGCCCAAUUUGCUUGAAGAAUUACUCUCUAGAGAACAUAAUAAUUGAUCCUUACUUCAACCGCAUCGCUUCUUUGAUCAAAAGCUGUGGAGAUGAUACGUCUGAGAUUGAUGUCAAGCCUGAUGGUUCCUGGAGAGUGAAGGGCAGAGUUGAACUGAAGGAUCUUACACAGUGGCAUCUACCAGAUGGUACUCUCUGUGUGGCCACAGAUACAGCAGCCAAACCCAAAAUGUGUAUUGUAAAACAUGAGGUUAAAGAAGAACCAUCGUCUGAAGAGGUGGGCUGUCGUCUUAAGUUGGAAAUCAGAAAAAACAUCAACGGCCAGUGGGAAAUUAGCAAGAGAGGGGAUAGUGAUUCGAUGCUGUCUUCUAGUAAUGACCACACAAGACACAUGGAAAAUAAGAACUGCAUCAAUCUGACAUGCAGUACUGAUGACACAGACAUUGGAGGUGAAUAUAAUUCAGAACCAGCAAGAAAUGAUUAUCCUAUGACCCAUGUCCAUGAUCUUGAUUCUUCACCCUCAGACAAAAAUGCUCCUCCACCAUCAAUGGAGCAGGAUGUAAUAGUUUUGAGUGACUCAGAUGAUGAUGCUGUCACGGUGUUGUCUCCUAGUACUGUGAAGUGUGGCUCAGCGCAUGACACUGGAAAUCUGUUUGCACCCAACCCACCUGAAACUUCAGGAGUGUGUGGGGAACAGCUGGGUGGAUGCCCAAAUGAAACCUCGUUUCUUGCAUUAAAAGAAGGUUUUGAUGAUCUGGGGCUGUCAUUUUGGGAGCGUCCUCUCAGUCCCCGAGAUGAUCCUACUUACCAGAUGUUUGAUAUGGGUACACGGGUGACAGAUAAUCCAGGUGAAGUUGAUGAGCCACUCUAUGGUGGCGAUUUGGGAGUGACAGCGGUGGCAGCAAACCCGCUGGAAGAUGGGCGUGAUGGUGCAUUGCAAGCUUGCACGUCUAGUGAAAGAGAUGGUGCCAUUAGUGUUGCUAACUUGGGUGACCGGACUCAAACAUGGGGUGAUGGCCAUCCUGAGAACCGGACAGCUGGCAGUAUCAGUGGCGCUGGUGAUUGUUUAACUAAUGACAGAAAUGCGCCUCAGAAAAGAAGGAACCCUGGAAGUGGAACAACAGCUUUAGAUGGUGCAGCCGUGGGGAGCAGGAAUGGCGAUGGGGUGAGUGGAGCAGCAUCUGAGGAGCAACGUUCAGUUCGACUAAGAUUGAUAAUAAGCAUUGACUCGGAAUCUGAUGAUUAGGUAUACAUUUUGUGUUGGCUGGAGAGACGUUGGGUAUUUGAGUGGAUAGGAUGGCUGGUUGGAGAGACAUUGGAGUAGAUAUCUGCAUUAGGUUUUCUUGUUUUUGCUGGCCACCCUCAACUGAUUAGGUUCUCCUUGGAGAUGAUGAAAUUCCAUCUCGGUUAGGUUAGGUUAGUAGAUCGUACAGUAGUAUGUAAAGUGCAGCUUACAAGAUUAGUGUUGAAUGAAUGGAGAGACAGAGAGCUGGAUGGAAAGGGUGUCUCAGGUUGCAGUUGCUUUUUUCUGCUCCCCGGCCUGAACCUUAUGCUUCAAAGGAUGUUGUGUGUUCACCAGCUGCAUUACGCCACGAGAA
This is a messenger RNA of Setaria italica (foxtail millet), 3061 nucleotides long. Its product is annotated as E3 SUMO-protein ligase SIZ2. The record is from RefSeq and is a predicted model, not a curated record. Gene Ontology annotation, biological process: protein sumoylation. The transcript has 16 exons. Gene Ontology annotation, molecular function: zinc ion binding; SUMO ligase activity. Lineage: Eukaryota; Viridiplantae; Streptophyta; Magnoliopsida; Poales; Poaceae. The coding region runs from base 229 to 2709 and encodes 826 amino acids.